AUGGAAGUGGAAAGCGAUGGACGGAAGCAAGGAAAGAAAAUAGUGCGGAAGCCCUACGUGGUGAACGAGAUGGAAUAUGAGGCCAGUCUCCCCGAGAAGAAGUCAAACACGCUCUCACGAGACCUCAUUGACUACGUGCGGUACAUGAUACAGAACCACGGGGAGAACUACAAGGAAAUGGCUCGAGAUGAGAAGAACUACUACCAGGAUACUCCCAAGCAGAUUAAGAGGAAGAUCAACGUGUACAAGAAUUUCUAUCCUGAGGAGUACAAGGAUUUCAUUGCAUCUCUCAAGCAGGAAAAGAUGGACGUGCAGUGACUGCCCUUUUUUCUCAGGUUUGCCUGCAAGCGCAGGUUUGACGUGAGCAUUUUCUGAACGGAGAGGGGACUGACAGACAGGCGACAGUCACAGCCUCAGCGCCAGCACGUUGAGCUACGCAAAGCCUCUGGCGAUGGAGGAGGGACCUUCAUUAGACAGAGACAGUUAUAACCAGGCAUGAAAAACUCUUGGCUGUGGCUUGUAGUGCUGGGACUGAAUGCGCUGUGCCGCUCCCUUUCUGUGUGGCAGUCAGCACUUCUUUUGCCUUGUUAAAAUAAAUUACUCUUUCAAGUUGGUGUGAA
Pygoscelis adeliae (Adelie penguin) is the source of this 620-nucleotide messenger RNA. RefSeq names its product NOP16 nucleolar protein (gene NOP16). Gene Ontology annotation, cellular component: nucleolus. Lineage: Eukaryota; Metazoa; Chordata; Aves; Sphenisciformes; Spheniscidae. The record is from RefSeq and is a predicted model, not a curated record. The transcript is spliced from 3 exons. The coding region runs from base 1 to 318 and encodes 105 amino acids. Gene Ontology annotation, biological process: ribosomal large subunit biogenesis.